AUGCCACCAAAGAAGUUCGUUCGACGAGAGCGCAAGCGCAAGGUUCUGGAACGGAAGAGAGCGCAGGAGAGAGCUACUCACGAUGUCAAUCCAGACACCAAUGCCUUGGAAAUCACACCAGCGCAACAGCUUGAGGCCGAACAGAAGAAAGCUCGCCUCCGUGAGGAGUUGAGGCCUCAGGGUGUCAAGGUCAGCAGCAAAAAGGCGAAGCGUCUCGAGAAGUACAUCGAGAACAAAUUGAAGAAGGAUGAAAACAGGGAACUGCUUGCCAAACUUGCUGCGAACAAGAUUGAUACCAGCCUAUUCGCCAGCAGCAAGUCCCUUGGUCAGACGAAAGAGACCAAGAGGGAGGCUCUGAGGCGCACACUUCGGGAACAGAACGCCGGACUGCCUUUGGACAAGUCAGCGGCGAGUCUUCUCUACCAGCGCCGGAAGCUCAGUGAAGGAGAGGGGUCGGAAGAGGGAGAGUCAAGUGACUCAGAGAGUGAUGAUGAGGAAGACGCGGAAGUGCACCAAAAACAAUCGGCCCCGGAAGAAACCUCUCAGCCACCGGCACCGACACAGCCAGGCCCCGCAACGUUAGGGUCCGGUUUGAAACGUCCGCUUGAGGUCGACGAAUCGGGCCGGCCCAUCCUUGCAAAACGGCAGAAGCGUGGAGGAGUCAAGACAAAAUUCUCGAUCGAAGCACCCGCGGUAUACGAGGAGUCAGGUUCGGAGGAGUGGAAUGGUUUCAGCGAAGGACCUUCGGAAGCGUCAAAUGAAGACUCGGAUAGCGGCGAAUCCAGUGCCAAAGGAAGCGACGGCAGUGAAGACGAGGAGUCGGACGACAGCAGCUCGGAUGGCGACGUGGAGAGCUCGGAGGGCGACAUGGGUUCUGACGACGAAGAAGCAGCCAAGGAGAUCCGCAAACAGAGGUCGUCCGCUUUCAAGGCUUGGGCUCACCAGCAACGCAAUGAAGCGCUGGGCUACAAUCCCAUUGACUCGACUUCGAUGGUUAUAGAUAUACCCAAACCCGCAAAUUUCACGCCGAGGCCAGUCGAGGAAGAUCCCCUACCCAUAGAACUGCAGCCUACGACAAACGUCACCAGAAAGGCCUACGCUGUGGGAGUCACGAGGGAUCCUGAAAUCCAAGAAGCUCGCUACAACUUGCCAGUGGUUGCAGAAGAGCAAAAGAUCAUGGAGGCCAUUCAUAACAACGACGUUGUUGUCAUUUGUGGCGCUACAGGUUCCGGCAAAACCACUCAAGUGCCACAGUUUCUCUUCGAGGCGGGAUACGGAGCACCGGAUGGCCCAACCCCAGGGAUGAUUGGUGUAACCCAGCCGAGGCGAGUGGCAGCCGUCAGUAUGUCGAAGCGCGUGGCUCAGGAAUUAGGAAAUUAUUCCCACGUUGUUGGCUACCAGAUUCGCUUCGAGGGCACGGUGGAUCCCAAUACCGCCAUAAAGUUCAUGACAGAUGGUGUUCUCCUUCGAGAGGUGGCGCAGGACUUUGCGCUUCGGAAGUAUUCGGCCAUCAUCAUUGAUGAAGCUCACGAACGGAGCGUGAACACCGACAUUCUGAUUGCGAUCCUCAGCAGAGUGGUCAAACUCAGGGCGGAAUUGGAGAAGGAAGACCCUUCAAUCAAGCCCUUGAAGAUUAUUAUCAUGUCCGCGACACUCCGGGUCGAAGAAUUCACAAACAAUACAAGGCUGUUCAAGACGCCCCCACGCGUCAUUGAAGUCGAGGGUCGCCAGCACGAAGUUACAAUUCACUUUGCAAAGAAAACACGGCAUGAUUAUGUCGAGGAUGCUUUCCGAAAGAUCAGCAAAGGGCAUCGAAAGCUGCCUCCGGGUGGCAUGCUUGUUUUUCUAACCGGACAGGGAGAGAUCUCGCGAUUGAGCAAGCGUCUGAAGGCUGCAUUUGGUGGGAUGACCACCGCAGAGGGACCAAAAGUCCGUAUCUCCGGGAAUGAGGCUCCUAUUGAAGUAGAAGAUAUCGACUUUGGCGAGGCGGAGGACCGGAAUGCCCAUGACGAGUACGACGAGAUGGAAUCCGGCUCGGAUAACGAUGAGGAGGAAGAGAAGGAAUUCGAGCUUGAGGACGAGGAAUCCGGGACGGGCCCACGGCGGAUGCAUAUCUUGCCGCUCUAUUCGCUUCUUCCGACGAAAGAGCAGAUGAAAGUCUUCGAACCACCUCCUGAAGGCUCCCGUCUGGUCAUUCUGGCUACUAACGUGGCUGAGACCAGUUUGACCAUUCCGGGCAUCCGAUACGUCUUCGACUGCGGAAGGUCGAAGGAGCGGAAGUACGACCCGGUGAGCGGCGUCCAGAGCUUUGAGAUCGAUUGGAUCAGCAAGGCAAGCGCAAAGCAAAGAGCCGGCCGUGCUGGCCGUACGGGCCCAGGUCACUGCUGGAGGCUAUAUUCCUCAGCGGUCUACGAGAGGGAUUUCCCCGAAUUCUCACCUCCUGAGCUUCUUCGUAUGCCUAUUGAAGGCGUCGUGCUACAGCUCAAGUCCAUGAACCUCCAACACGUGGUCAACUUUCCCUUCCCGACCCCGCCUGACCGGCAGAGUAUUGUCAAAGCCGAGCGACUUCUCACUUACCUGUCGGCGAUCUCACCGAGUGGGCAAAUCACGCCAGUUGGCGCCAGCAUGUCUAUCUUUCCUUUAGCACCGCGCUUUGCCCGGAUAUUACUGGUUGGGCAUCUCCACGAUUGCCUCCCAUAUACCAUCGCCAUGAUAGCCGGACUGUCUGCGGGCGAGAUCUUCGUGCCUGAGAACCAAGCCAUCCCGGCAGCUGUCGAGCAAACCGAAGAGUUCCGCACCAACGAGGAAGUUAUUGCCGAGGACAAGCGGGCAAGGAUACGAAAAGCUUUCAACUCAGUGCACAAAAAUUUCUGCUCGCUUGACGACAAAUCCGAUGCCAUGAAAAUCCUCCAGGUAGUCGGCGAGUUCGCCCACGAGCCCACUGAGGAAUGGUGUGAGAGUCACUUUGUUCGAUACAAGGUCCUCAAGGAAAUUAUGCAGCUCCAAACCCAACUCGCCAAUCUCGUCAAGACAAACUUGCCCGCCUUUGCGAAUUUCAAGCUUCCAGAGAAGCUCCCUCGACCAACUCAGCAACAAAUCCAAGCCCUCAAGCAGAUGGUAGCCGCGGGCUUUGUUGACCAGGUGGCGAUUCGCGCCGACAAGGCACCCAACCCACCGGAGAUGUACCGAAAGCCUCAGCGCGCCAUCGACGUGCCGUAUAUCCCGCUCAUACCUCUCGAUUCCGGCGAUCAGGGAGCAAUCGAUCCGGCUGACAAGCUGGUGUAUAUCCACCCGUCAUCGCCGCUGGCGCACCUGAGCGUAGAGGAGUGCCCGGAGUACGUCGUGUAUGCACAUCUCCAGCGCGCAGGGAAUGUUUUGGACGACGGCAGCGGAAAGAAACCCAAGACGAGGAUGCAUGCUCUUACGGACUUGACGGGCGCGCAGCUGGCCAACGUCGCUAAGGGCACGCCGCUGAUUACAUACAGCAAGCCGGUCAAAGAAGUACAAGGGUCUGACGACGGGAAGACGAGAGAGGUGUGGGUCGUGCCGUAUUUGAGGGCGGAGACGGGCGGCGGAUUGGGAUGGCCCCUGCCUAUGCGAAAGAUCAAGCAGAAGAGGGUGUUAGGAAAGGGGUGGGUGGUUGAGUAA
Thermothelomyces thermophilus ATCC 42464 is the source of this 3648-nucleotide messenger RNA. RefSeq lists its product as uncharacterized. The record is from RefSeq and is a predicted model, not a curated record. Gene Ontology annotation, biological process: maturation of SSU-rRNA from tricistronic rRNA transcript (SSU-rRNA, 5.8S rRNA, LSU-rRNA). The transcript is spliced from 2 exons. The coding region runs from base 1 to 3648 and encodes 1215 amino acids. NCBI's taxonomy places the organism in Eukaryota, Fungi, Ascomycota, Sordariomycetes, Sordariales, Chaetomiaceae. Gene Ontology annotation, cellular component: intracellular anatomical structure; nucleolus. Gene Ontology annotation, molecular function: ATP binding; ATP hydrolysis activity; RNA binding.